ACAUUUUUAGCAACCACUCAUACACAUACACACACACACUCAUUGAGAUUCAAAUAGGGUAUAUAUAUAUGUACAUUUAUUGCAACUCUUACAAAAGCCUCGAGCACUGGCUCUUUAAUAAUAAGCAGUAAGUCUUAAAUAUGGCGCACAGAAUCAGACAAAAAACUAAUGCACUGAACAUUGUCUUGGUUGGGAAAACUGGCAAUGGUAAAAGUGCCACAGGUAACACACUGCUUGGAAGAAAAGGAUUUGUUAAUGCCUCAUCUACAACAUCAUGUACGGAAACAUGUAAACUGGAAAGUGUUAAGUAUGGUGAUAUUAUUUUAAAUGUAAUAGACACACCUGGGCUGAUGGACACUGGCAAAACACAGACGGAAAUUUCUGAUGAAAUGGCAAAUAUCAUGAGCUUGUGUCCAGAUGGUUUUCAUGCUUUUAUUUUUGUGCUUCGAUGGGAUGUGAGAUUUACUACUGAAGAAUUGAAUACAUAUAUAAUUUUAAAAAGACAUUUUGGACCAGACUUUCUGAAAGUUUGUAUUGUGGCGUUUACAAGAGGCGAUGUGUAUGAUUUGUCAGAGACAGAUUUGCCAUUUGAACAGUGGUUGAAAAAACAAGAUGGAGUCUUGCCAGGCCUGCUAGAAGAUAUCAACAAUAAAACAGUGCUUUUUUACAACAACGCAAAAUACCCAAACUACCAUAACAAAAGAGAAGAGUCUAUUGACCAACUAUUACAAAUUAUAGGAAGUGGCGAUUUGUUAUAUAGGGAUGAGAACUUUGAGAAAGCCGCCCAAGAGAGAAAAAGAAUGGCAAUUGAACUAAAACUGCCUCAACUACAAUCGAAGUAUCAAACUGAACUAAGUUUAUUAGAUGUUAAAAUUCAUGACGCCAUGGAAAACUCUGAAAACAAAAAAUCUCUAUCAGAAUUAGAAGCAGAUGAUAGCAUCAAAGGUUUGGUGAAAAUAGCUGAGCACAUACUUGAUUUAAUAGAAAUGGAUGACAGUGAAACAGGACUUUUAGAAGAUUUCCGUCAACGUGUGACACAUCUGAUUGAGAUGAUUUCAACCCUAGAUAAAUCACAGGAAAAAAGAAAAAUAAAAUUUAAAAAAAUUGCAGAGUACAAUCGUCUUCUUAAAAACCCACCAAGGCUUACAAUUGCUGCUUCAAAAAUUGGUUUAUUUUUUACUUCUCUUGCUACUGGUAUCGGUGCUGUUUUAACACCUCUAAUUCCGCUCUUAGCUGCACCAGUAGCAGCAGGUGCAGGCGCUUUGGCUGUUGCAAGUGCAAGUUCAGUAAACAGUCAAGAGAAAGAGCUGAGGGAAUACAACCGUAAAGUAAAAAAAUUAAAAGAUGAAAUAGAUAGUCUUUAAAAAAAUUAGUGUGUUUGGUAUUACAUAACAAUAACAAUUAGCAAUGUGUACACUUUUUUCUUUAUAUUGUUGUAUAUGAUUCAUUACAAAAAUUUAUAAACCUCGCAAUCUUACAUAUGAAUCAUUGGAAGCGCCAUGUUUCUUUUUCUACGCACUCAUUACGAAUUUUGUAUUGUAAUACUGAUACCAAACUCUCAGCACAUAGUGUAAUAAGAUUACUAAAACUGUAUUUUUGUUGAACUGAACAGAGAUAAUUUAACGUAGUAUUUUUGUUCAGUGAUAAACUAAAUUAACGAAUGUAGUAUUUUUGUUCAGUGAUAAACUAAAUUAACGAAUGUAGUAUUUUUGUUCAGUGAUAAACUAAAUUAACGAAUGUAGUAUUUUUGGCUUGAUUAGCCACACCAGAUUCUUCCCCGUCUCAAGAUUAAGCCAAAACCAGUGACUCACUUGGGCGCAUCCAUUGCCUUUCGAGACAAAAGGAGCCAUAUAUAUAUAUAAUUUUUGUUCAGUGAUAAACUAAAUUAACGAAUGUAGUAUUUUUGUUCAGUGAUAAACUAAAUUAACGAACUUUUACGUAUGACUUAGAACACCUGUUUUUUAUGUAAAAAAUAUGUAAACAUGAGGAGAGGUGCAUUCAGAAAAUAAAAAUGAGAAAAGACCGAGUGAAAGAUGUGUUCUUCAAAGAGUCUUUUAAAUAAGUAGGAGAAAUAUUUAAUAUGCUUGUUAUUUCAUUUUAUGCAUAGCUUUUGCUUAAUUUAGGAAGUGGAUAGCGAUUUUUUGGUGAUUUUCACACACAAAGUUAAUCACAAAAUUUUGAUUUUGGUUAAAUUAUGUUCUUUAGACCAUUUACAUUUUAAGAAAAUAUAAUUUAGGUACAGAGAAAACAAGAUAUAUGAAGAAUGGUAAUGUCAAUGCAAUGGGGGCAUUUUGAAAUAAAUAGACCAAAUAAACAAUGUUAAAGACACUAUAUGGUUUUUCUGUCUCGGAAGACAAUGGAUGUGCCCAGAUGAGUCACUAGCUUGGUUUCGUCUGGAGAUGACGUAGGACGUAAUCAUCUUCUUUUUUGAAGUAACGUCUGUAUUAUAUAAGAUGAGGCAGAAUCUGGAGAGACUGAUCAAGCCAAUUCUGGAGCGGCAGAGUUCUUUUUCUUUCUCUUGACUGAUGCAGCUUCUUUAGGACAGUCUUGGGCGGCCCUUGGGUCUAACUCCCUCUGCAAGCUCAGCGUAUAGGAUGUCCUUAGGGAUUCUUCCAUCUGGCAUGCGAGUGACAUGCCCGAGCCAGCGCAUCUUCUCUGUGUAAGAAGGGUGACCCGACAAAAUAGCGCCGACUAAUUAACGCCGACUAAAUAGCCCGAAAUUUCCCGACAAAAUAGCGCGGACUUCUAUAUCAUCAUCAUCACUCCUUUGAGUUCCUCAUGGAUCAUAGGGCCUCGACAAAAACACGCCACUCUCCACGGUCUCUUGCUAGUUUUUUGAUGGUUUCCCAGCUCUUCCCCAGUCUUCUCUGCUUCUUC
This is a messenger RNA of Biomphalaria glabrata, 2877 nucleotides long. RefSeq lists its product as uncharacterized. Bases 141 to 1364 code for a protein of 407 amino acids. Gene Ontology annotation, molecular function: GTP binding. Lineage: Eukaryota; Metazoa; Mollusca; Gastropoda; Planorbidae. The record is from RefSeq and is a predicted model, not a curated record. The transcript is spliced from 2 exons.